Rotaria sp. Silwood1 is the source of this 2460-nucleotide messenger RNA. The record is from the annotation of a GenBank genome assembly. Lineage: Eukaryota; Metazoa; Rotifera; Eurotatoria; Philodinida; Philodinidae.
AUGGUAGGAAUGACAAUGAAUGAGACUACAAAGUGGUCUAAUAUUGCUAUCGGUCGAAUUCCACUCAAAUUACCAACAUCUUCAAUGCCUAAUGUUAAUCUUACCUCAUUUAAUAAUAAUAUAAAUGGACAUUUUUCACCAACUACAUUUAAUAACCAACGAUAUCGUACUGAAUUAUCAUUGAAUAUUGCAGAUUACUCCUACAUUUCCCAACGAACAAAUGCGGAUCAUUUAAGAGAAAAAUUACAUCGAUUAGAAAAUGAACGUAGUUCAUUAAAUUUACAAAUACAAGUUUUAACUGACAAAUUAGAACUUCAACGUGAUAUUGUUCAUGAAUAUGAACAAUUACAACGUAGAACAAAACCAAAAUAUCGUAAUCCAACAACGAAUACAACUAAUUUCUAUCAUGCUCAUGUUCAUCAACAACAACCAUCUUUUAUGCAUCGUGAUCAAUCACCAACAAUAAUUGAUUCAUCACAAUUUUUAAAUGAAAUAAAUCAUUUUAAAAUUCGUCUUGAUACAUUAGAAAAAGAACGUUAUGAACUUGAAGAUAAAGUUCGACGACUUCAGGAAGAAAAUGAAACAUAUAAAAAUCGUCUAUCUAAUGGAAAUAAUGAUUGGAUUGGAUCUCGAUCAACAUCAGCGCUCAAUGGACGAACUACUCCAUUGUCAACAUCUGAGAACGAUAUCGAACGUUUAAGACGACGUAUUGAAUCUCUUGUCAAAACUAACGACGAAAAAGAAAGAAAAAUCGAAGAUUUACAAAGUCAAAUAAAUAAAUAUCAAUCAAUUGCCUUAUCAUCAAUAUCAACAACAAAUGGAACUUCAUUAAUAUCUUCGUCGGCUAAUAUAAAAAAGGUCGAGAAUACUAUCAAUAAUAACAAUAAUAAUAAUAAUAUACAAAGACCUGGUUACGAAGCAGACGGUGAUAAUUCCGAUUCAAAUUCAUUACCAUCUGUCAAUAGUGAUAAAGAUUCACAACCAUCUCAAAAACCUCCUUCAUCAUCUUCUUGCCUAUUAACUCGAUCAUCACAUAAUGGUCAUGAUUCAUGUAUAAAUUCUUAUCGAAAUCCAUUAUCAAAAUUAAAACUUGACGUAUUACAACGAGCUUCAAGUGCAGAACCAAUGAUGACUCGAGAAUUAACUAGUACUCCUAUUCGUGAUAAACAACAACAAUCAACAAUUAUUCGAACACUUCCAUCCGAUGAACGAAUUGAUCGUACAUAUGAUCAAAGUGGUUAUAUAUCUGAUGGACCAAGCCAAAAAUAUUCAAUUUAUAAAAAAUCUUCACCAACAAAUUUAGAUAAAAAUAAAUCAUCGAGUGCAAAAGGAUUAAAAAGUAUUUUCGGAAGAAUUAUUCGUACUAACUCAGGAAAUUUUCGUGAAGAUAAUGAAUCUCAAGUUCAAAGUCCAUUUCAUCGAGGUGGUUUAAGAGCAACAACUAAUAGUGGAAAAACUUCAAUUAAACCACUUAGCGCUUUAGAAACAACAUUUUCUCGUUGGCAAACUGAACAAGUUGUAAAUUGGUUGUAUGGUAUUGGUCUUGGUCAAUAUGCAAGUGAAUGUCGUAAACAUUUUAAGAAUGGGUUACAAUUGUUACAUGCAACGCCACAAGAAUUAGAAAAAAAAAUAGGCAUGCGUAAUCCAUUACAUCGUAAAAAACUUCAAUUAUGUUUGAAUGGUUUAUGUACACGACAAACAGAAGCAAAUAUUCUUGAUACACAUUGGGUUCAAAAAUGGCUUGAUGAUAUUGGUCUACCACAAUAUAAAGAAUAUUUUGCUGAAUCAAAAGUUGAUGGUCGUUUACUUAAUAAUUUAACUCUCGAAGAUAUUAUUUAUUUAAAUAUAACAAAUGAACUUCAUCAUUUAAGUAUAAAACGUGCUAUACAAGUUUUACGUUUAAAUGGUUUUAAUCCAACAUGUAUAAAACGACGUCCAAGUCCAGAUGAUAAAAAUGAUAUGACUGAAAUAAUGCAUUGGUCAAAUCAUCGUGUUAUGGAAUGGUUAAGAUCAAUUGAUUUAUCUGAAUAUGCACCAAAUUUACGUGGAUCAGGUGUUUGUGGUGCUGUAAUUAUUCUUGAAUUACGUUUUAAUGCAUCGACAUUAGCAGAAAUAUUAUCAAUACCAAUGUCAAAAACAUUAUUAAGACGACAUUUAACAAUGCGUUUUCAAGAAUUAAUUGGUAAUGAUUUACAAAAUCGUAAAAAUCAAUAUGAAAAAUCACCAAAUUAUCAACCAUUAACACCACAUACAAAAAUUAAAAUAUCACGUGGUUUAUUUGCUCAUCGACGAACACGUUCAAUUGAAGCUGAUGAUUUAGUUUGUCCAAUGAAUGAAAAUGGCAUUCCGAAUGGUAUAUCACCCAGUCUUAAACGUUUUCAACGAAAAGACUCAUCACUGGCUGAUACUAUUGAGGAUGAACUUGUUCUCGCUCAUGAUAGUCCAACAACGGUUGUCUAG